This is a messenger RNA of Tarenaya hassleriana, 1757 nucleotides long. Its product is annotated as F-box protein SKIP2. The coding region runs from base 76 to 1659 and encodes 527 amino acids. NCBI's taxonomy places the organism in Eukaryota, Viridiplantae, Streptophyta, Magnoliopsida, Brassicales, Cleomaceae. Gene Ontology annotation, biological process: SCF-dependent proteasomal ubiquitin-dependent protein catabolic process. The record is from RefSeq and is a predicted model, not a curated record. The transcript has a single exon. Gene Ontology annotation, cellular component: SCF ubiquitin ligase complex. Gene Ontology annotation, molecular function: protein binding.
AAAACCCAACAAAUUCUGGGUCUCUCUCCCUCUCUCGCAACCUUACCCUAUUUCAUUGGGUGGUGCCUGCGUGCAAUGGGCCAGGCGGCGUCUUACCCGGCGGAGCUGACCGGUCGGGAGGUGGCUACGCGGCUGUUUUCUCCGGCGACUGGUUCUGGAGAAGCUUUAGAUCGGAGGGAUGGUGGUGGAGAUCGUGAUUUCACCGGAGAUCUGCCGGAUGAGUGUUUGGCUCAUGUUUUUCAUUUCCUCGGCCCUGGUGAUCGGAAGCGGUGCUCCCUCGUCUGCAAGCGGUGGCUCUGCGUCGACGGACAGAGCCGUCAACGUCUCUCUCUCGAAGCUAAGGCGGAAAUUCUGCCUUUUCUGCCGGCGAUGUUCUCACGCUUCGAUUCCGUCACGAAGCUUGUCCUCCGAUGCGAUCGGAAAUCCGUUAGCCUCAACGAUGAGGGGCUGGUCAUGAUCUCUGUCCGCUGUUCGAAUCUGUUACGCGUCAAGAUCCGCGGUUGUCGCGAGAUUACGGAUCUGGGACUGGAGGCUUUUGCUAGGAAUUGUAAGAAAUUGAAGAAGUUCUCUUGUGGUUCCUGCAAUGUCGGUGCCCACGGCUUGAACGCCGUGCUCGAACAUUGCAAGCUUCUGGAGGAUUUGUCGGUGAGGCGUCUAAGAGGAAUACUUCGAUCGACCGAUCAAGUUCAGAUGCGUUCGUCGUCUGUGCUCAGGAUUUGCUUGAAGGAGCUCGAAAACGGACACGCUUUCGAACCUUUGGUUGCUGGAUCAAAAACCCUUAAAACGUUGAAAAUUAUUCGAUGUUUGGGUGAUUGGGAUGGAGUUCUAGAAAUGAUUGGAGAUGGAAAUAGUUCCCUGUCUGAAAUUCAUCUCGAGAGGCUCCAAGUCAGUGAUGUGGGACUCUCAGCUCUAUCCAAAUGUACAAAUGUUGAAACUUUGCACAUAGUGAAAACCCCGUGCUCGAAUACAGGGUUGAUCAGUAUUGCGGAGAAGUGCAAGCAACUCAGAAAGCUUCAUAUCGAUGGUUGGAGGACUAACAGAAUCGGCGAUGACGGAUUGAUGGCCGUAGCUAAACAUUGUCUUAGCUUGCAAGAGCUUGUUCUUACAGGUGUUAAGGCAACCCAUAUGAGCGUAGCAGCCAUUGCUUCAAACUGUUCAAAGCUUGAACGUCUGGCUCUGUGUGGAAUUGGAACCAUAGGGGAUGCUGAGAUUGCAUGCAUUGCCACUAAAUGCGGAGCGUUGAGGAAAUUCUGUAUCAAGGGAUGUCCGAUUUCGGAUGUGGGGAUUGAGGCACUCGCGAUGGGUUGCCCUAAUCUGGUGAGACUUAAGGUGAAGAAAUGCCGGGUGGUGACUGGUGAAGUUGGGGAAUGGCUGCGUGAACAGAGGAGGUCCCUGGUGGUGAGCGUGGAUGGGAAUGAACCCUAUGCCAUGGUUGAUGCUAACGGUGGCAAUGGAGGAGUUCGAGUUCUUGAGGCAGUGGUCGAGGACCAUCCUACAGAUCAAAUUGCUGAUGCAGAAGCUUCAAGUAACGUCAAUAAUGGCGGUAGAUUAGCAAUGGUUAGGACAAGGUUGGGGUUUCUGGCAUGUAGGAACUUGGUAGCGUGCACACUCAGGAGAUGGUCUCAUGGUGAUGAUGACAGUUCUACCCAACAGCUUUGAACAAGAUCGAAUCUUUGUCUCUGUGUGUGUAUUUUGCUUCUCUCUGUGAUUGGACCGGUUGCCUUUCUUACAUGUUGACCUCUGUGAAGUCUUCUCAA